GCUGCGUGCCGCCAGUCGGUUCGAAUAAUCGCCUCGUGGCAGGUGAAGACGAGGAUCGGGCGUGUGUAGGCCAGUCGUCUAGUCAGCCAGAGUCCGUCGCACGAGGCACGGACGAACCGCGCGUCAGGUCGCGUUUCGUUCGUCGGCGAACAGCAUCAUCGGUAACCGAACACGCAGUGCGCGACACGACGCGACACGACCGAACGCGACGCGAUACGAAUUGCGUGUCUCUGCGUGCGCGAGCUUUCUCGUACGUGUUCACCAGCGUAGUACACCAUAUCAUUCGUUCCUUCGCUUCUUUUUUUUUCCUGUUUCUCUCGCGCGCGGCCCAGUCGCCGCCGUCGCCUCUCCCGUCUCUCUGGCAGUCAGUUUCUUCCGUUCGGUUGAGCGCGCGACAUAUCGCACGAGGGUCAAACCGAAACACCGCGCAGCAUGUCCUCCCUGAAGGGUGACCAGGUCCCGUGCGCACGGCUCUGCCAUAUCGUGAAAUGGGAGGACUUCGACGGUUACGGGUUCAAUUUGCACGCGGAGAAAGGGAAGAACGGCCAGUUCAUCGGCAAGGUGGACGACGGGUCGCCGAGCCAGGCCGCUGGCCUGCGACAGGGCGACCGGAUCGUCGAGGUUAAUGAGAUCAACAUCGCGAACGAGACCCACAAACAGGUGGUCGAGCGGAUCAAGGCAUUCCCCAACGAGACCAAGCUUCUCGUCGUCGACCAGGAGGUCGAUGAAUACUUCAGGGCCAACAACAUCGUUAUCAAGGGCACCAUGGCGAACGUCAAGGUGAUCAAGACCCCCGAGAAGAAUCCGAACAGUGUCGAGCAGGAGGACGAGAUCAACGGCGGCAGCGCAUCCGUCGAAGAGAACCUACAGAAGUCGAACGACACGUCUCAGCUCAGCGAAGGUAGCACCGUGUCCGAGGGCGCGACGAGAACGUCCACGAGGAGCGAGAACGACAGCGAGCCGUCCAGUCGGGAGAAUGGGAACGGCAUCAGGAACGAUUCGACGACGAUGGAUCACGUGCACGGGACCGGGAACGGUAGCGUCGGUGGCAACGAGCCACGACAGGGUCUCAAUCUCAAGAUGAGCGCCAAGGAGCUCAGGGCUCAGCUGGCCGCACGCAAGAAGUACGAUCCGAAGAAGGAGUCGAUCGGUUUUAAGGACAAGUUCGACAUCGUCCAGAAGUUAUAACCGAUCGCGCGUUACCCUAAUCGACGAACCUGUCGGCUAUGAUCUGUCUCGCGGUGCUCUGUCCAGCCUCUCGAUGUUGGUAGCGGGAAUCCCUCGUCCUUGAAGCAACGACGAGGAACGAGCACUAUCUCGAGAAACUUCCGGUUAUUUGUAUCGAAACUUUUACAAUUUUUGUUCUCAAAAUGAAGAGUCUUGAAGAGCCUAUAGCUAGGCUUCAGGUAGACCUGGCAGGAGACUUCUUCUGGAGACUUGUUUGUAGUUCUGAAAACACUAGACUCCGAUUCUCUUUGCAAAGCUUACAACGGUACCGAAGCCAUAAGUUCUAGAUUUCGACAUCAAAGUCGUAAAUCUAAGUCUCCUUAAAAAAGAAAAAACUCCUAGAUCCUAUCAGACUCUUAAAUGCUUAGCAGCUAAUUGUCUGUGCCCUAGAUUCCAGUUUCUAUAUUCUUGGUGCUAGCUUCUCGGUUGCUUGAAACUUCAGAUUUUUCUAAAAUUCUAGAUUCUGAGUUUCUCUUUGCGAAUCUUGCGACAUUCCACAUAUUAAAUCAUAUUCUCCUCAAGUCUUAGGCUCCUAGCAUUUGACCUUGGGAAACUUGCAGCGUUUAUCUAGGUCCUAGAUGCUAGCUUCUAAUUCUUUAGACUUUAGUCUGCAAGUCUUAAAUCUUAGUAUCCAAGUCUUAGGCUCCUAGCAUUUGACUUUGGGAAACUUGCAGCGUUUAUCUAGGUCCUAGAUGCUAGCUUCUAAUUCCUUAGACUUCAGCCUGCAAGUCUUAAAUCUUAGCAUCCAAGCCUUAAGUCUCAGACUUUUUUCUGCCAUUCUCGAAAUUCCAAAUUCUCAAUCCAACAGCCUCGGGUCCUAGAUCCUAUGUCUUGGAUCAAGCAUCUGGGUCUAUUUGCGAAACUGUCGGCAUUCCUGAAAAUCCAGAUCCUAUGUCUCAGCCCCCCCCCGCCCUCCCCUCCAGAUCACUAGAUCCAUACGGAUCGCAGAGGACUGGCGCGCGAAUUCUUUUGCUGGAACUAUGCGCGACAGGCUGCAAGUUCUCGAACACGUUUCACAGUCGAUCGAACGCUGGAAGUUUCUCGUUGCAGCGUGCCACGGUUGGUUUUGUCCCGCUGCUGCCUACGAGAACGGAGGUUUGCGAGGCGCCCCAAGGACGAUCGCGACGAGCGACGCGGGAGAAAGUGUAACGUUGCCGCGAUACGACACGCGAAAAUAGCGUCAUCGCUAAUUUCUGUUAUCUCUUAUUGAAUUCAGGACGCGCGCUGUAACGGCGCGGCGUGCCGCCGGUGCGUUAAUGUCCGAUUGUAGCCGCUUCGAAAUUGCGAAUUGGCCAACUUGCGAACGCUGGUGUUUCCUCGCUGAAAUACGUUUGGCGAGCGAGGAUACAACAAGUAAUAUUGGGAGUCGAGAAGACGACGAUGGUUCCUAGUAGACAGAAGAUCAUAGUCCUGUAAAGCGAUCUUCAUUGGCAGAAAAACGUUGAAUUUAAGUGCAAUUAAUCCUAAAUGUAAGGAUGGCAACAGCGUGCAAAAAUGUUGCUGUGCACAUUUUUGUCAUAAAUAUAUGAAACGUAGCUAUGUAUAACGUUCUAUUAGAUGCAACGUGUAUCCUCUUGUAGGAAAAGAAUAUCAUUUUAAUUUUAAAUCGCUGUGUAAAUAAUCUUGCAUUUUUAAACAACUGUACAAGAUCAGUUUAAUUUUCAAAAGACAAGAGACCGCAUAAAUUCUAACGGAGAGAACGUGUCGAUAAAUUUUUAGCAAACCUCGCAUAGCAGCGGAUAUUUGCAAAGCUCUUUAUUAGCUCUUUACGAAGAGCUAAUAAAGUAAUCCAUCGGAUGGUUACUUCAAGACGGUCCUAGUGAACAGUUCGGUAUUACAUUAUAUAAUGAGCUUAAUACACA
Megalopta genalis is the source of this 3089-nucleotide messenger RNA. RefSeq lists its product as uncharacterized. Lineage: Eukaryota; Metazoa; Arthropoda; Insecta; Hymenoptera; Halictidae. Gene Ontology annotation, biological process: protein localization to plasma membrane. Gene Ontology annotation, cellular component: apical plasma membrane. Gene Ontology annotation, molecular function: protein binding; protein-membrane adaptor activity. The record is from RefSeq and is a predicted model, not a curated record.